UCGAAAAAACAAAAGUCUGGUUUAAGCAAAUCCCAGAAAUCAGACAUCUGUCUGAGUUACCAUAUAUAAAUUGCUCGCUCUAUACGGUAGUAUGUGCAUAUGGGCGUGCUUUGAUGCAAGGAAUAAGAAAAGGGUCUACUUGGUCAUCAGACCGAAAGCGUAUGCUGCCAAGUACUAAGAAAAGCUUUCCUGACGCACUUAAUUUGGCAAACAAAAGGCAAAUGGGGGCUAUAAAAGAUGCUGUCAAUCUGAAGUAGCUUUCAGUUCUUUCUUUGGUAUCUAGCGUCCAGACGGUAAUUUACGGACUCAUAAUGGCGGUUCACUUACUGGUUCUAAGAUUCAUCCAGUUCUGCUGUACUUCUUUCGUUCUCUGCAUAAUGUUCGGCCUCUUUAAGACGUUCAAGAUGAUGGAUUUCCGCAUCAUAAAUGUGAUCUUGCUGGAAAAGAUGAAAGCAAUAUCCUUCAUGGAAGUCGAAGAUUUCACAGAUAGCCUCUUUGGGAUGGGGAUGCUGAAAACAUGCCUUAAACAGAUCUGGCUUGAUUAUUUCAAGACGAUGCAAAAAGGAAUACAGGUUGAAAGCAACAGUCUUUUUUUGUGCCCAUUGCCAACUAUCUCUGACGACUGCAACAAAGAAUCUACAAAAGAUUUGACGUAUGAAGAAGAUGGAGAACAAAAAUUUUUCCCUGGAACUGAGAUUUUAGACCUUGCAGAGUUGUCGCAAAAAGAUGUGCCAUUAGUACUCAACUUUGGGAGCUGUUCCUGACCUCCGUUUAUGGCGAAGUUGGCAGACUUUGGCAAACUAGCUAAUAGGUUUGCUAGUCUUGCAGACUUCGCCAUCAUAUAUGUCGAAGAGGCACAUCCAGUGGAUGGGUGGCGAUUCAAGAACGCAGAGUUCUCGAUCUACCAACACACAUCUCUGAGCAAACGAAAAGAAGCAGCUCGCAUUCUUGCAGAAAAAUAUCCUGACAUACCCGUGUUCGUGGAUCUGAUGGACAACGCAGUUAGCAAGGCAUUUGGUGCGAUGCCCGAGCGUCUCUUCAUUUUGAUGAACAACGAAGUUGUUUACCAGGGCGGCAUGGGACCGUUCUUCUACAACCUCGAAGAGGUGAAAAUGUGGCUGGAAGACUACAAUGAUAAUGUCAACAACAACAACGACAACAACAACGACAACAACAACAACGACCCGACUUUUAAAGACCUAAAUGCAUUUUAGGACUUCUUUCUCAUCUUUUUUGCUAUUAGGUGAGACGUUUGCCUUGAAAGUCCAAGGCUGAGUAGUGAUUUUCUCAUACUAUUUUAGCUGCAUCAUAAAAGAAGCUAUAUAUAAGUCUUAGGCCAAUACUUUUAGGUGUAUUUUCAUGUAAAAAUAUCGUAAAUAUAACAUAUUUAUGAGGAUUGGCAUUAUAGCAAGCUUCUGACAACUAUUUUAACUCAUAUAGAAAUGCGACACUCUCAGAAAUAAAAAACGUUGAAAUUUGUAAAGAAUAUUUUUGGGGACCUUCAUUAGAAGAUUUGCUUCAUACCUCAAUAUGCAUUGCAUGAUCAAAAGGCUAUAUCGACGUCACAAUAAUUUACAUAUUGCCCUUUAGUACAUUUUCAUAAUAAACUUGAUUCCAGAAUGAAGUAAUAAGCAAAACUUUUGUUGGGAAAUGUGUCCAAAAUGUUGAUAGCCUCACGCGACAUCAACGCCAACCCCUUACGAAACCACCAGGUGCAAGAUAUCCAUGAUAAAUGAAGUAGCUACUCUCAAACCAUUACAGAAUGACAUUGCAGUAUGAAGGGGUUGCCGUCCUAAGGAA
Molecule: messenger RNA, 1800 nt
Organism: Rhopilema esculentum
Lineage: Eukaryota; Metazoa; Cnidaria; Scyphozoa; Rhizostomeae; Rhizostomatidae
Product: thyroxine 5-deiodinase-like
Biological process (GO): thyroid hormone metabolic process
Molecular function (GO): thyroxine 5'-deiodinase activity
Source: RefSeq, a predicted model, not a curated record